This is a messenger RNA of [Torrubiella] hemipterigena, 1152 nucleotides long. The record is from the annotation of a GenBank genome assembly. NCBI's taxonomy places the organism in Eukaryota, Fungi, Ascomycota, Sordariomycetes, Hypocreales, Clavicipitaceae.
GGACAAUUCAACGCUGGAAACUCUUCCUAACACGCAACACGCUCUGUGUGUCCGGCUCUCACGCGCGCUCCGAUUCGACUCUGUUUUCCGAAGCACGACACCAUAGUCAAGCUCGAUUACCUUUCGAAAAUUCACAACUUGGCUGCUCACCGGAGCUAGCCCCGACAUCACAACGAGCCUCCUUUAAAGCCCCCCCAAAACACCGCUCGCCCAACAUGACUACCUUUACAGAGGCAGUAGACUUCCUCUUGACGCCCUCGCUAACCGUUAUGGUGCUUGGCGUCAUAGUCAUCAUUGGCGCUCCUCUUAUACUUCACUUUAUCCUCGCGUCGUCUGCGACAUAUACCGUCCCACCAACGGUUCUUCUUCUGGGCCCCAGCAACACAGGCAAGACUGCGCUCUUGACGCUUCUCGAGCGCGGUACACAGCCUGCCCAGACACAUACAACACAGUCGACACAGUCUGUAGAGCUCAAUGCUUCUACCGACUCCGACCAAAAGAUGUCGUUCCGGAACCACGAAGACUCGAGCGGCACAUACACAAAGUUCUUGCUUAUCGAUACGCCUGGCCAUGGCAAGCUGCGCAACAUUGCCAUGGGCAAGCUAGCUAGAUCCGAGAAACUCAAGGCCGUAGUUUUUGCUGUCGAUGCAUCCUCAAUUGGCGAGCACGACUUCCUAGCGCCGACAGCUGCCUACCUAUACGACUUGCUUCUGUUCCUCCAAAAGAAGGCUAGCUCCAAGGGCAAGGACAAGGCGUCGGUACCUGUUCUUAUUGCCGCCAAUAAGAUGGAUUUGUUCACUGCACUACCUGCAACUAUGGUUCGCAGCAACUUGGAGGCUGAAUUGACUCGAAUCCGAGCCUCCAGGAGCAAGGGCCUCCUUGACACUGGCGUUGGAAUCGACGAUAUUGGCUCCGAGGAACAAGACGGCUGGCUCGGUGAAUAUGGCUCCGAUAAGUUCACUUUUGCCCAGAUGCAAGAGUUUGAUAUUGACGUCGACGUCAUUGGCGGCAGUGUCAUGUCGGAAAAGGCUGACGUUGACAAGUGGUGGUGGUGGGUGGCCCAGCGUGUGUAAUGGGCUAUAAUUCAAUACACUGUACUAAUACAUCUUCACGUAACGAUAAAAAAGAAUCAUAAUACAAGCCAAUUAUAUC